This is a messenger RNA of Heterostelium album PN500, 2211 nucleotides long. RefSeq lists its product as uncharacterized. Lineage: Eukaryota; Evosea; Eumycetozoa; Acytosteliales; Acytosteliaceae. The transcript is spliced from 4 exons. The coding region runs from base 1 to 2211 and encodes 736 amino acids. The record is from RefSeq and is a predicted model, not a curated record.
AUGACUGCUGCAGUUAAUGCCAGUCAAAAGAGAAAGCAAGAAAAUGAUACAACUGGUGGUAGUGGUAGUGGUGCACCAAAGGUUCAGCAAACAGGUAGUUUGGUUAUCAACUUGGACAUGAAUGACACUGCCUCCUAUUAUGUGGAUACUCUCGAUAACUUGGUGCACAUAGUGAAAGACAACACCGAGAACAAUAUCUACUUGCUAUUUAUUUACAAUGGUGAUGAUGAUAAAGAUUUUCUUGAAGACCAAUCCUCUAGUAUGAGAUCUAAGCUCAGUAUAUUGUUGCCUUCCAAAAAGAUUCAUUCUGUAAUGAUUGAAGAAGAUUUCUUUAGAUUAUUCAUUUCAUUCAAAGCAUCGAUAUAUAAUAAUGAUAUCAAUCAAGUUAAAUUUCUACCAGACAACGAUUAUACUAAAAGCAAAACUUAUGUUAACAAAAUCAACAACAUAAUAUUAUAUAAUAGUAACAUAGUGUUGAAACAUCACAAUCAUCAAAUCAACACAAUUCUAUUCGAUAAAGAUACACUCAUUGUCGAUUCUAAAAGAUUUAAGUUAUCAGGUGAGAUAUUACAGAUAUCUAUUGUUGAUGAUAUUAUAAUAUGUUUAGUUGGUGGAUUAUUAAAGUUUAUCAGUUUCUCAUCUCUAGAUAAGCUUACUUUAGAUGAUGAGUUAAAGUAUAUCGAUGUUCCAAGUGCAUAUAGGUUACCAAAUAAUAUAUUAUAUUUCAAUGUAACAAAAGUUGUCAACGCUGCUGAACGAGAAGUAUUCAAUCUUUCAUUGAUUACAUACUCUUCUAAAUUGAUAUUCUACACAUUCACUUUAAAUAAUGAUAAUAGUAAUAAUCAACAAACAGAUAUAUCUUCAUCUGAUAUAUCAUCAACAAUAACAGCAUCAACAGCAUCAAUAUCAGAUGACAAACCAACAACUACAGCUACUUCUAUUUCAAAAUGGCCAAGAUUCACAGAGAAGCUUAUUAAAGUGAAAGAACAACACAAAGUGAUAAUGGAUAAGAUAAAGUCGGUGGAUCGUUCACAGCAAUCGAUCAAUCAACUGAUAUCCGUAUUCUCAAAGAAACCAUUCACAUCGACGUCACCAAAGUUUGCAUUCUCCUCGGUGAUCACACCAUUGGUUUCACCGUUGGUCGAUCUACACAGUGGCUCCACAUCUAUCAUCUUUAGAUUUACACUAUGUAAUCAUACCAGCCAUUCAAUGUCUGAAGGUUGGAAUCUACUGAUUAGCUUCAACGUCACUGACUACCCUCUGAAUACCAAUCACUUUAUUUCGCAUCCAAUCAAUCUAUCGGCAAAGAGUAGUACCAGCUUUGAACUCUCGGUAUCGUCACUCCGCCCAACCACUUCCACCAUAACAUUCCGACAGACUCUAUCGUUCAACAUACCGCAGCCACCUAAAACAUCGAUCAACUGUAACUUCUUUGUUAGCGAAAGAACAUUCCAUUUGUUAGACUUUAUUCGAUACAAGACCAUUGCAUCUGCAUCGACAGUUACAACACCGAAAUAUCAAGUUGACUCUAGUGCUGCUGCUGCUCCUGCCUCGUCAAGCUUUAGUCAUAGUCCAUCUUUGUUAGAUACAAUAUUCAAUAUAGUCAAUAGUAAUAGCGGCAGUGUUAGCAAUAUCAAGUAUUUAGAAUAUGUCAAAUCACAAUGUAAAUCAUUGAUAUUGCCUGUCAAUGGUUAUCAGAUAUUUAGUAAUCCAGAGAUAAAUCAUCACGCCAAGAUAUUCAGUUAUCUAUUGGGUAAAGAGUUUAUCAUAGACAGCUCAAUACAUUCAAAUGAUACUUCACAUACACUUGAAAUAUCAUAUUCAAACUUUAAAUCAACUUUAUUAUCAAGUAGUCAUGACCAAGGUAAAAGUUAUUCAAUUCAAUUUGGUUCAAAAGAAUCAUCAGUUUCAAUAGAAUUAAGACAUCUAUUGAUACAAUCAUUGUUACAAAGAGAUAUUAAUAAUGAAAAAUUAAAGAUGAAUGAAGAUAACUAUUCAAGAGCAUUGAAUUUCUUAAAAGAUAAAAUGAAGGUAUGGGUACCAAGAAAAGAAUCAAUGAAACAAUCAUUGAGAGCAUGGCAAUCGAAUGUAUAUGAUCUAAUAGAAUUGGGAUCAAUAGAUUCGUACGACUCACUACAAUCAAAGAUAGAACAAAAUUCAUCGAAUCUACAGAAAAUACAAGAUCUAAUUGAAUCUAUUAUAAUUAUUUAA